AUACACAGAGUAAACUUGAUUGCACAUAUUAUUGGUUAAACUUUAGUAUGUGUACCUUCAGUGUGAACGUGAGGGUACAGUGUAUAGCUGUAUGAUAACACACACCGUCACAGGAUCGAUCCCCUCCUCUCGGAUGGAGGAUGAUUGACACUCUCCGCGGACCAAUGUGGAAAAUCAGUUGCACCCGUUCACCCCGCCCCCUCCCUCCGGGCUCGCAGUGCGCACGCGCGGCUCAGCUGUUUCGGCCUGUUCCGCGGCCGCUCGGUCAUCUUCGCCUCUUUGUUUUACCGAUAGUGGAUUUAACUCGGAUCCAGCCCGACAUCCAGCGGACCGUGCUGCUCCCGAACAGGCUCCAAUGAGAGGCUCUCCAUGAUGAGGAGCUAACACUGUCGGCCGUACAACCGCAGGAAGAGACGUGGCUGCUGCACCAUCCACAGUCGACGCAUGGCGGUAUUAGGGAACCCCGACAUGCUGACGAGGAAGAUAAAGCUGUGUCACAUCAACGCCCACAUCACAUGUCGUCUGUGUGAGGGCUACCUGAUCGACGCCACCACCGUCACCGAGUGCUUACACACAUUUUGUAGAAGUUGCCUAGUGAAGUAUCUGGAGGAAAACAACACGUGCCCCACGUGUAGGAUCGUUAUUCAUCAGAGCCAUCCACUGCAGUACAUCGGGUAAAAACAGGCGUCGCCUCGUCUUAUUUUCUUCUGUUUCUUCUCCUGUUUUGCAGCGGAGAUAAAGAAGCAGAGAGAUUUCUAUCAGAAGUUGGGGAUGGAGGUGCCUGGAGACAUUAAAGGGGAACUUUGCAACAUGAAGACUCAUCUAGAUCAGCGCAAUGGCGAUGCAAAAUCAGAGGACACCACCCAUAAGGAGGCAGGAGAGGAGAAACCAGAAGAGGACAACGACUAUCACCGUAGCGACGAGCAGGUCAGCAUCUGCUUGGAGUGCAACAGCAGCAAGCUACGAGGUCUGAAGCGCAAGUGGAUCCGCUGUUCGGCACAAGCCACGGUCCUGCACCUCAAGAAGUUCAUCGCCAAAAAGCUUAACCUGACAUCGUUUAAUGAGCUGGACAUUUUAUGCAAUGAGGAAAUCUUGGGGAAGGACCACACUUUGAAAUUUGUCGUCGUGACAAGAUGGAGAUUUAAGAAAUCCCCCCUCCUGCUCCAUUACAGACCCAAGAUGGAUCUGCUGUAGCGAAAACGGACACAACGGUUGUUUCUUUCCUUUUUUUAAAUUUUUUUUUUAAUUUCAGGUCCGGUGGCUGCAGACUGUGCCGAAACUUUUUUUUUUUUAUUUAUGCAAAGACGAUCAACCAACACCAAGCAAACGCCCGACAGUAAAAACAAAAUCAGCAUAAACCAGCAAAUGGGGAGCUAACGUUGGGGAACAAACACAACACAAAACUGGAAACCUCCAGCACAGAUUCUGCAACACACGUGUUUUUAGGAACUACAACAACCAUUUUUUUUGUCCGCUACAUCCUAGAUAUGUGAACAAAAUGAAAAAAGAAAAAAAAAAUGAGAGAAAGCAUAUAUUUAUACUUUUGUACAGAAGAGACACAUUGAACCAAGACACUACUGGUGCUCUGUUUACACGCAAACAAGAUGUCUGGAAUCCCGUGACCGUGUUUUUUGAGCUUCGUGCAAAUUUCAUCCUCCCGAGACAAAGACUGAGAGGAGAGGAGGACGUUUUUUUUAUAUAAAAAAAGUUUCUUUUUUUUUUAAUUUCCUGUCACAAUACACUUGACUCGUCUUGGGAGCACAGAAAGUAUAUGGAAGAUAUAUAACAGGCAUCGAUUUCAAGUAAAAUUGUCUCAGAAUCUUUUUUUUUUAUUCCAUUUCAUUUUGUUGGCUUUGUCUAAUUUGCUAAUGGGUUCUUGAUGAUUGUCAAUUGUGAAUAGGCUAAAAUUUUUUGUUGUGUAGUAAUUUAUGUUCUAUAUACCAAUAUUGUACAUAAAAUGUCAUUACAGAGAGAGAGAGAGAGAGAGAGAGAGAGAUUGAAGAGCGUAAGAGAGACUUUAGACUGUUAAAAAGAAAAGAGUGGAUCCCAGAAGUGCUAUCUAUAUGUUGGGCAAAUAAAAAGAAAAGUGUCCAGAGGUUUAAAAAUGAGGAAUUUAAAGACAGACUCACUAUCAGUAUCAAAAUAUAUAAAUGCAUCUUUAUGUUGUCUGCCACAGACACAAAACAAAUAUCAAAUCCCUUGCAGUGUGGGUGGGUGCGUGUGUGUGUAUGCUUGCGUGUGUGUGUGUGUGUGUCAUGGGGGUCUAAGUGUGUUACAGUGCUCUCAUAGAUUUACGAGACUUUAGGGCGAAUCAGCAGAAAGCUUGAGAUCCACUCCCCCCGUGCUCCUCAUCUCACCGGCCUCCUGUAGAGUUAUUGUUUGUUAAUUUGUUCGUCAUCAACAAAUUCUCUCUCACCGAUAUCUACACACUGGUGUCUGUAAGUGUCCGGCAGAGACACAGUUCCUUUUCCUGUUUUUUUUCCUCUAGAUCUUAUUUGGUUUUUGCAGCACGCAGACCUGAGUAUCCGUCCUCGUGUUUCUACUCUUUCAGCGAACACUCAUUCAGCCACAUGUUGUUGUUCUUGUUGUUGGCAGCGUGCACACUCGUACCAUGCACUUCCUUCUGCAGCGUUUGUUUAAAAUUCACCACUACUUUAAAGCAACACUAUGAGACUUUCACUGAGCAACAGCGCCCCCUGCAUUCGCACGUAGAUAAAUAAACAGUCUAUCAAGCUGAACUGUGGCUAUUACCCAUGAUCCUCUGCUUCCUGGAUCAGGAGAGCUGCUGCUCUGUUGAGAAUUCUUCAUGUUUUUAAAGUUUCCUGCUGAACAUUGGAGAUAAACUCUGCUUUUUUAAUGACUUCUGAGUCUUUUGAACUGAUCUACAGUUUAACUUUGCUCUUCAACUUGCUCGACCUGAUUAAUAUUAGAAUUAAUAAUUGAAGUUGCGACUAAUAUACGUCUUUGACACCAAAAUUACAGCCGGACGAGAUAAAAAAAAAAAACCUACUGAGUCAUUUGACCCGGGAUUAAAUGCAGAUUAUAUUCAUUCCUCCUGAAGACAAAUGUCAGAGGGUGUUCAUGGUUUUUUCACCAAUGGGAAAGUGGCUUUGGUUUUUUGCACACAGGAAAUCGUACCCACUCACUAAAGUUACAUAAAACAGACGUUCAGGGUGAAUGAAAGAGGAAACAUUCUCCAAACUCAUUUUGAUGCUGCUGCUGUUCUUCAGUUAAAAGUUGCAUAGUGUUGCAUGUCACCUUUUUAAACCCUGGUAAAAAGUUUCGACAUUUUUCUAGCCCACAGGAAGUGAACUGACAUAAGAGCGAAAUAUAGACGACUCGAUAAAAGCACCUCAGACCAGCUUGAUGAAGAUGAGAGCAGAUUACUGACGACGCCGCUGCAGUUUUUUGGGUAUAUUUCAGUUUCUCCUCACUGCCAGUUGCAAAUGUUCAAAGUUACACAGUGUUAAAGAGCAUUUUUUUUUGAAAGUUGCGUGAUAAUGAAUCAAUAUAAAACUUGGAAUUUUUUGCAGAAUAGCCAGUGUUCAAUAAUAACGUCGACUUCACAGGACAAAUCUUUUGAGAAGCUACUUGCAAAUUCAGGUUUCGCACAGGGACGGAGGUUUUUCUGAACAUUUUGAUAUUGAAAUUCUGAAUAAAAAUGACCACAGUUUGGUCAUUUGGUGCUGAUACAUGUCUGUUUCUAGUCUUAAGGUUGUUCUUUCUACUGUGUCCGACUGCAAACCAAUGUUCUGUCAAAUGAGAAAAUGUCUUAAUCUCACAGUGUUCAAAGCGAACUGCUCAACUGUCUUCAACGUUAAACACAACUGGAUCCUUAAAACGCCAUGUCUGACCUCAAGUAUGAUUACCUCACCUGGCUGACCCGUGUGGUCAGUGAUGUAAUAACGAUUAUUUACCCUCUGCAUUGUGUCUGCCCACAACAAGCUGUUUUCUAUAUGUUCACACGCAGGGUUCCUCCUCAUCCACAUGUUCCAACAGCCCUGAAGAAUAGGGUUCAUUAUAAAACUGUCAGAAGUUAUAGAUUGGAAAACAACUCUUCAGUAUUUACCUGCAAUAUUUUAAUUAUAUAUUUUUUGCAGGAAGAGUAAAUUAUGUCGUCCGCCUAUUGUGUUAAAAUCCACUUAUUGGAUUUGGAAAUGGAAUAAGAUGUGUAGGAACCCUGCUGCAUCAGGACCUAUGACUUGUGUAUAAAAUCAGCGUUUUUAUAGCCGACAGGUCGGUACCAAACCAGCUCUACCAAAACCCUCCAGUCUGCGUGUUUCACUUCACUUCUGAUGGGAACCUAAAUAUUUCAAUGCUCUUAAUCCAGUUAAAUACGUCAACUGUUCAUUGUUUUUGGUUUUAAAAAAAGAGGUGCAAUGAAAACAGCCUCCUGUGGAAAUCUGAAAUACUGAAUAAUUUGCUGCAGAAAACAACGUUACCCAACAAAUCUGAAGCUUAGAAACAAGUGAAAUCUCUUAAGAUUCCUGAUGAAACCAAAAACAAUGAGCCUGACGUGUUUGGUCAGAUCAUGGACGUGUGUUGUGUUAAAUCCCAGCACACGAAAUGUAACCCCCUGUUUGAAAUGAGGCCAGUGUGGAGUUCAUUUCCAUCAAAGACACUGAGGUUCAUGAGGAGGUGAUGUGUUAUCAUAUCCGUCGUGUUAGUGUCACUCCUCCAGUCAGACUCAUCCUGCAGCUUCUGUAAACGCUCGGUCUGUUCAAGUCAAAAUCUCUCGACCCUUCAUCGACAUUUUCCUCACGUGAUUGAGCUGUAAAGAAAAACAACAACACGGUGCUACUUUCAAAAAAACGACUACACACAAAACGUCUCUGUGAUGCAGAACACGGCACAGACGGCACAUCUUUUAUUCCUCUCUGCUUCACAUGGUGACUUUCACACUGCACCGGUGUUCACGUUUUAUUCUGUUUGUUGUUAUUUGGAAAAAGGUGAAUUUACUCGUGGGAACCAUCGAAAUUUGUUGCAACAGUUUCGAAAGUGAAGAGAAAAGAAAGAAAAGUGAAUAAUGAGCGACUGGUGCUUCUCUGAGAUUCUCAUCUGAGAUGGUUUCUACACAAACGGCUGCAGUGUGAACGAAAAAACUUUCACCAUUGUUUCUGAGUUUUGUUCCGAGAACCCUGUGAUGCAUGUGACAGGUGCGGGGGUGGGGAGGGGGCGCUCUCUGUCUCUGGUGCUUUCCCUGGUGCUAACAACCUCUCGUCUCUGACGACCUUCAGAGAGAGGUUCGGGCGGAGCAGUGUGCUGCUGCUCUCCUGUCACCUCGGGUGUCUCCUCCUCUCAGAGCUGCCUCGCUGAGAGCUGCUGGCUUUUACUUUUUUUUUUUUUUUUGUUAUAUCUCUUUAUCUUUUCAUUGUUUUGUUUGUUUUGUUUUCCCCUCUUGUCUGGACUUGCUCCAGCA
Molecule: messenger RNA, 5419 nt
Organism: Paralichthys olivaceus (Japanese flounder)
Lineage: Eukaryota; Metazoa; Chordata; Actinopteri; Pleuronectiformes; Paralichthyidae
Source: RefSeq, a predicted model, not a curated record